AUGUUUGCUCUUGCUCUUGCACUCUUGAUGUUUGCUCUUGCAUCCUGCCGGGCCUCCUAUCUGCAUCUUGUUGCCAUUACAUUCCUCUACCAUCUUACCAUAGCAAAAAUGAACCCCCUCGCCAACUUCAAUGAGGCUACUCAGAAGCAAUCGUUUGAACAUAUGGCAGGGUUCUUUCUCUCUCAACCGGCAACAUUCGCACUUCCCCCAAAACCAUCUUCUGUUCCUGCUCCUCCUCCAUUGGCAACCAUCGUCUCUAUACCACCACCCUAUAUUGCACCACCUGCCCUUCCGACCAUGAAGGCCACUUUCAACGGAAGAGGCAGUGGCAAACUCAAUGGGGAGGAAAGAGGAUUCUUCCUUGGUUUUGCCCAACACUCAUUCAAGCACAGCUUUGUCUGCAACUUGAUUCAUCUCGGCUACGAGAAGAAAGGCUCAAGAUGGUCUAGAGCUGUCUGGAGCCAGUUGAUGGCGGAGGAACCAGCUGCAGUGAAAGAAAGGUUGGCAAUCAACAUCAGUGCUGCCAUUCUAGCAGCAUCUACAGUCUUUUGCUGUUCGGGAAAGGAGUGA
This is a messenger RNA of Filobasidium floriforme, 570 nucleotides long. RefSeq lists its product as uncharacterized. The transcript is spliced from 7 exons. The record is from RefSeq and is a predicted model, not a curated record. Lineage: Eukaryota; Fungi; Basidiomycota; Tremellomycetes; Filobasidiales; Filobasidiaceae. Bases 1 to 570 code for a protein of 189 amino acids.